GAUGCUAUUGUACUGAACACAAAACCGUCGUCUCGUUAGGGUUCUAGCGGACCUGUAAUCUCCCUCUUGUUGAGGCGAAACUCCAGACUCUCAAAAGUUGAAUACCAAACCAGUCAGCCAUUGCUUGUGUAAUGGGAAGCACGAUCAGAUCAAUCAAGAGCUUCAAUUCUAAUUUCUGAAACAUGGACACCUCUUCCUCUACUCCUUUACAGCCGCCGGAACCGAAGAAGCUCAAAAUGUCGUCCACCUCCGACGACGAUGACGACACCAAACCCGAAUCAACCGACUAUAUUUCAAUCCCUCCAACUGAGAAGAAGUUCAGAUUCAAGCGUCGGAAAGUCGCCAUCUUUCUCGCUUACUGCGGCGUUGGUUAUCAGGGUAUGCAGAGGAAUCCCGGAGCCAAAACUAUAGAAGGUGACCUCGAACAAGCCCUCUCCCUCUCCGGUGGUAUCUCUGAAGCUGACCGUGGUAAACCACCGCGAUAUGACUGGGCACGCUCUGCUCGUACCGACAAGGGUGUCAGCGCCGUCGGUCAGGUCGUCUCGGGCCGCUUCUACAUCGACCCACCUGGCUUCGUCGAUCGUCUCCAAUCCAAUCUCUCCCCGCAGAUUCGUAUCUUCGGUUUCAAGCGUGUCACUGCUUCCUUCAACGCCAAAAAGUUCUGCGAUCGGCGGAGGUAUCUCUAUCUUAUUCCUGUUUUCGCACUUGAUCCCACUUCUCAUCCCGAUAGAGAGACUGUGUUGGCUAGUUUGGGUUCGGAGAAUGAGCUCGCUAAGUGUCUUGAGUGCUCGGAGAGAGGGCGUAAGGUUGUCGGUGUUAUGGGCAGACGCAACUCUGAAACAAGGACUGCGGAAAAUGGCGAUAAUGCUGUUCCUGAUUCAGAAGCCUUAAUGGAGUCUAGGGUUUCCUGCGGCAAUGGUGUUGACACUGUUUCCCACUCUGAACCAUUGGUGGAGUUUGAGGUUUCUUCUAACAACCCUAAUUCUGUUUCGGUCACUGAGACCACAGUGGAGCCCGUUAUUUCUUCUAACGACGGUGUUACUGUUACGCACUCUGAACCUGCGGAGUCUGUACCACAAUCCGAACUCACACAAGAGAAUAAGGUUUCUGCGGAUAAUGGUUUUAGUGUUUCUCACUCUGACAUAGCAGAAAAUCCAAAGACUACUACGGAGGAAGAAAAUGGGGAGCCCAGUUUAGUUAGGUGUAGUAAUGGGGAGAACACAACUGAAAAGAUCAGAGCUUUUUUUUACGACGAGAAGGAGAGGGAGAGGUUCAACAGAAUUCUGAAGCAUUACGAGGGAACUCACAAUUUUCACAAUUUCACAACCAGAACGAAAGCUGAGGAUCCUUCAGCCCAGCGCUACAUUGUGUCGUUUGUUGCAAAUCAUGUUGUUAAUGUUGGAGGGAUAGAUUUUAUCAAGUGCGAGGUUGUGGGACAGAGCUUCAUGCUUCAUCAGAUUCGAAAGAUGGUUGGGCUUGCAGUGGCUGUCAUGAGGGAUGUUGCUUCGGAGUCAUUGAUCGAAGCUGCUCUGCAAAAGGAUAUAAGAAUCAAUGUGCCUACAGCUCCAGAGGUUGGUCUGUACCUUGACGAGUGUUUUUUCACUUCAUACAACCAGAAAUGGAAAGACACACAUGAACCUUUGAACAUGGAAGCUUAUGCUGCAGAAGCAGAGGAGUUUAAAAUGAAGGAGAUAUACACCCACAUUGCAUCCACCGAACAGAAGGAGGGAGUUGUGGCCCUCUGGUUGCACUCACUAAACCACCGUAAUUAUCCUGAUUUACGUUUCACUGGUGCUAAUGAAACCUGCGCCAACACAGAAACCCCUCAAGUAGAACAGGUCAUCUAAAACUUUUUAUAAGAUUGUUCCUCAGAUUUGGGUGAGCAUCAUAACCUGAUAUUAGACUCUUUUAUUUGUAGCUUUUGGAGGGAAUAGUUGUCAACUACAGCUUAUUGAUGAUGCAUGCAUCUCUGCUUUAUUUAGAGGAUGCCAAGUCAUCUGUAAUAGAAAUUUAAAUGUGGAGUUUGUUUCACAUGAAAAACUAUUUUGCCCCAUUUUGAAGUUGAACAUCAUUGAUUCUGUUUAA
Macadamia integrifolia is the source of this 2085-nucleotide messenger RNA. RefSeq names its product tRNA pseudouridine synthase A. Lineage: Eukaryota; Viridiplantae; Streptophyta; Magnoliopsida; Proteales; Proteaceae. Gene Ontology annotation, cellular component: nucleus. Gene Ontology annotation, molecular function: pseudouridine synthase activity; RNA binding. Gene Ontology annotation, biological process: mRNA pseudouridine synthesis; tRNA pseudouridine synthesis. The record is from RefSeq and is a predicted model, not a curated record. The transcript is spliced from 2 exons. The coding region runs from base 183 to 1847 and encodes 554 amino acids.